Molecule: messenger RNA, 129 nt
Organism: Racocetra persica
Lineage: Eukaryota; Fungi; Glomeromycota; Glomeromycetes; Diversisporales; Gigasporaceae
Source: the annotation of a GenBank genome assembly
AUGGCUCCAGAGGUACUUGAAGACAAAGAAUUCUCAAAACAGUCCGACAUCUAUUCUUUAGGAAUGGUUAUUUGGGAAAUUGCUGCUAAGUGUACUACUCCUUUUGCAAAGAUUAACGGUUGGGAUUUA